GCUGAUCCUGGUGGUAAUUAACUUUUAUCUCUUUUUUUUUUUCUGUCUCAGUGAGUUCAACAUAUGCUCCAUCUGUUAGCUCUACUGCUGCCCCUGAUGCCACCACUGCAGCUCAUACCACCCCUGCAGCUCAUACCACCCUGCAGCUCAUGCCACCCCUGCAGCUCAUGCCACCCCUGCAGCUCAUACAACCCCUGCAGCUCAUGCCACCCCUGUAGCUCCCGCCACCAUGACCAAUGCUGUUCAAAGCACCACUCGAGCUGGCUUCUUCAGCUCGAUUUGGAAAAUAGUGGGUUGAAAUAUUACUAAGAUGGAAUUAGCCCAAGGCAUCUGCAUUUGAUCUUGCAGGGCUCGGCACAAGGUCCAUCCAUUUGAUUUAAUCUAGCUACUUAUCAAGUCUACCAUCUUUAUCUUAUCCUUAAUCAGUUUAU
Nyctereutes procyonoides (raccoon dog) is the source of this 431-nucleotide messenger RNA. RefSeq names its product outer dense fiber protein 1-like. The coding region runs from base 64 to 309 and encodes 81 amino acids. NCBI's taxonomy places the organism in Eukaryota, Metazoa, Chordata, Mammalia, Carnivora, Canidae. The transcript is spliced from 3 exons. The record is from RefSeq and is a predicted model, not a curated record.